Molecule: messenger RNA, 684 nt
Organism: Lathyrus sativus (Indian pea)
Lineage: Eukaryota; Viridiplantae; Streptophyta; Magnoliopsida; Fabales; Fabaceae
Source: the annotation of a GenBank genome assembly
AUGCGCGAGAUUAAGGACAAAUAUCUACGCAGAAAACUUGUUAACAUGGGUUACACAUUGACGGAGGCUAGAUUUAAUUACUAUCGCGGAGAAAUCAGAAGAACAACCAUUGAGGCUUCAAAUUGGAUAGACAACAUUCCUAGGGAGAAGUGGGCUAGAGCAUUUGACGGAGGGCAACGUUGGAGACAUAUGACAUCUAACUUGGCAGAGGUCAUAAACUCUGUACUAAAGGCAACCAGAAACCUUCCAAUCACUGCAUUGGUCCAGUCUACAUACUAUCGAAUGAGUUCACUCUUUGGUAAACGAGGACACAAAUGGACCAAAAUGCUAUCUUCAUGCAAAGUUUUCACAGAUGGUUGUAACAAGGGAAUGACUGAUGAGGUAGCCAAGGCUAACACACACAACGUCAUGCAAUUUGAUCGCGAAAGAUUAUGUUUCAUGGUGCAGGAAAAGAUUAAUUACAACGAUGGUCGUCCAACGGAUACUUUCAGCGUUGACUUGAGGAAUUGUUUAUGUGACUGUGGAAAAUUUCAAGCAUUUCGCUUGCCUUGCUCCCACGUGAUAGCGACAUGUGCUAGCAUACGACAGGACUACACAAUUCACAUUCCAAAGGUCUUCACAGUUCUUAACGUAUUCAAGGUCUACAAGAAAAGCUUUCUGAGACUACCACACGAGGAGAACUGA